GUUGACAUUUGAUACCGAUUCAAGAGUUUAUAAAUUUCACAAGUUGUAUUUUGUAUACCGGUUGUGUUUUUUUUGUUUUUAAUAAUUUGUGAGUAUUUAAAAGCCUAGUUUAGUUAUUUGGUUGUUAAAUAGUAAGUUAUGACUUCGAUUAUUAAAUUACACACCCUUUCUGGGGCAAUGGACGAGUCGCCUCCAUGCUACUUGCUUCAAAUAGACGAUGUCCGUAUCCUCUUGGAUUGUGGCUGGGAUGAGAAAUUCGAUCCGAACUUUGCUAAAGAACUCAAAAAACACGUCAAUACCAUCGAUGCAGUAUUACUAUCCCAUCCCGAUAAUGUGCACUUGGGAGCUUUGCCAUACCUUGUUGGCAAGCUAGGUCUCAAUUGUCCAAUAUAUGCGACGAUACCUGUCUUUAAGAUGGGACAAAUGUUUAUGUACGACCUCUAUAUGUCGCACUACAAUAUGUACGACUUUGAUUUGUAUUCUCUGGACGAUGUUGAUGCUGCUUUCGAUAAGAUAAUCCAACUCAAAUACAAUCAGACGGUUCCGCUAAAAGGAAAGGGCUACGGAAUUGUCAUUUGUCCCAUUCAGGCUGGUCACAUGGUGGGAGGAACCAUUUGGAAGAUCCUGAAGGACGGCGAAGAAGACAUUGUGUAUGCAAUCGACUACAACCACAAGAAAGAAAGACAUCUCAAUAGUUGUGAGUUGGGGCGGCUGCAGAGACCCUCGCUUCUUAUUACAGAUGCAUUCAAUGCGAGCUACCAACAGGCAAGACGUAGAGCUAGAGAUGAGAAACUCAUGACGAACAUCCUACAGACAGUGCGAAACAACGGAAAUGUUUUGAUUGCAGCUGAUACCGCCGGAAGGGUUCUCGAGCUCGCCCACAUGCUCGACCAAUUGUGGAAGAACAAGGAAUCUGGGCUGAUGGCCUAUUCCCUGGCUCUGCUUAAUAACGUCUGCUACAACGUUAUCGAGUUUGCAAAGUCACAAAUCGAAUGGAUGAGCGAUAAACUAAUGAAGUCAUUCGAAGGCGCCCGGAACAAUCCCUUCCAAUUUAAACACAUGAAGUUCUGUCACAACAUCAACGACCUUCUUAAGAUGCACAGUCCCAAGGUUGUUUUGGCAAGCACACCCGACAUGGAAAGCGGAUUCGCCCGAGAACUGUUUCUGAUGUGGGCGCAGAAUCCCAACAACAGCAUCAUUCUCACUUCUAGGUCCUCACCGGACACUCUCGCCCGUGAUCUGCUCGAAAACGGUGGAAAUGGACGUACAAUAGAGUUGGACGUCCGAAAAAGAGUCGAGCUCCAGGGAAACGAACUAGAGGAAUACCAGAGGUCCCAGGAGAAGACCAGCAGCCUACUGGAAAUUCAAAAAGAAGAUAAAUACAGCUCAGAGUCCGAGGAUGAGAUUGAAAUCAGUGUGAUAACAGGCAGGCAUGAUAUCGUCCUACGGCCAGGUAGCAAGCAGCACAUCGGGUUCUUCAAAUCGAACAAGAAACACCACGUUAUGUACCCCUAUUCCGAGGGAAAGAUAAAAAGCGAUGAAUACGGCGAGAUCAUCAACUUGGAAGAUUAUCGCAUUGCCGAUAGCAACACUGAGGUUGCCAUUGAGCAGGCAGCAACCGAGGCACAACUGAAGGACGAAAAGCAAAAGGAGGAAAUCAAACUCCUUGAGAAACCAACAAAAUGCUUGAGCAGCCGCAAAUCGAUCGAAGUCAAUGCCCAAAUUCAGUUCAUCGACUUUGAGGGACGUUCAGAUGGUGAAUCAAUGCUAAAGAUCCUCUCACAGCUUCGUCCUCGGCGAGUUGUCGUUGUCCGAGGACAACCCCAAUCCAUCGAGGUUUUGGCCAAGCAUUGUCAUCAAAACAUCAAUGCCAAAGUCUUCACCCCCGAAAAGGGCGAAGUCAUCGAUGUGACAUCGGAACGUCACAUUUACCAGAUUCGACUGACCGAAGGCCUGGUCUCGCAGCUGCAAUUCCAAAAAUGCAAAUCGGCCGAAGUUGCCUGGAUCGACUCGCAGAUUACCAUGCGAAAUAAACAAAUCGACAGCGUACAAGAUGCUGACACCGACAAAAACAAACAACCUGAAACGACCAAAAACAACGAAAGGGAUAUCUACAAUUUGCAGCCCUUCGAUGUGGACGAAAUACCCAUUCAUAAGACUGUCUUGAUAAACGAGUUGCGAUUGUCUGACUUCAAGCAGCAUUUGAUGCGGAGCAAUAUCAAUUCGGAAUUUUCGGCGGGGGCGUUGUGGUGCAACAAUGGGACGUUAGCAUUACGGCGAAUCGACACCGGUAAGAUAACAUUCGAAGGUUGUCUCUCGGACGAAUACUACAAAGUCCGAAAUGCUCUAUACGAGCAGUAUGCUAUUGUUUGAGUGAACAAAUAAUAAUAAAACUUUAACUCGUAGAAAUAAAAUUAAAAAAACGAACGCA
Messenger RNA from Eupeodes corollae, 2431 nucleotides. It is a transcript of the gene CPSF2, whose product is annotated as probable cleavage and polyadenylation specificity factor subunit 2. Gene Ontology annotation, molecular function: RNA binding. The record is from RefSeq and is a predicted model, not a curated record. Bases 139 to 2373 code for a protein of 744 amino acids. NCBI's taxonomy places the organism in Eukaryota, Metazoa, Arthropoda, Insecta, Diptera, Syrphidae. Gene Ontology annotation, biological process: mRNA 3'-end processing by stem-loop binding and cleavage. Gene Ontology annotation, cellular component: mRNA cleavage and polyadenylation specificity factor complex. The transcript has a single exon.